CCUUCCAACAAGUCAUUCAAGACCAAGCGUAUCUUGGGCAAGGCUCAAAAGCAAAAUCGACCUAUUCCCCAGUGGAUCCGCAUGCGUACUGGCAACACAAUCAACUGGAACGCAAAGCGUCGUCACUGGCGCCGCACCAAGCUCAACCUUUAA
Messenger RNA from Umbelopsis ramanniana AG, 153 nucleotides. RefSeq lists its product as uncharacterized. Gene Ontology annotation, cellular component: ribosome; cytosolic large ribosomal subunit. NCBI's taxonomy places the organism in Eukaryota, Fungi, Mucoromycota, Umbelopsidomycetes, Umbelopsidales, Umbelopsidaceae. Gene Ontology annotation, biological process: translation. The record is from RefSeq and is a predicted model, not a curated record. Gene Ontology annotation, molecular function: structural constituent of ribosome. The transcript is spliced from 2 exons. The annotation marks the transcript as partial.